AUGAUUCUUAAUUUUGGUUCGCUGCAGUUCUUGGCAUUAGAGUCGCCGUCGCAAGCUGUGCAUCCGGCCGGCACGCCCACGUCUCCUCUCACAUCAUCGUCGCCACCUUUCGGCAUGGCACACUACGCGUCACUAUAUCACGGCGGCGCUUCCAUGCCGCCGCUGCCUCCGGGGAUCCCCGUCCGCAGCGUAUGGGAAGACAAUCUAGAGCUCGAACUGCGCUUCCUCCAUAGCUUUGUUCAUAACGCCCGCUACGCCGCGGUGAACAUCCAUUACCCCGGCGUCAUACACAACGGCAGUCAGAAGCACACCUCACAGACAGCUGAUGAGCGAUACAGCGUGAUCAAGGCCAACGUCGACACUCUCAAGCCCAUCCAGGUUGGCCUCGCCAUCUACAACGACUUCGGCCACAUCGUCGCGUGGGAGUUCAACCUCCGUGGCUUCCACCCGGUGAUGGACCCGCACGCCGCCAACUCCGUUGGGUACCUCCAAGAACGCGGCCUGAGCCAAUAG
Sorghum bicolor (sorghum) is the source of this 513-nucleotide messenger RNA. RefSeq names its product probable CCR4-associated factor 1 homolog 9. Gene Ontology annotation, molecular function: nucleic acid binding; poly(A)-specific ribonuclease activity. The transcript has a single exon. The record is from RefSeq and is a predicted model, not a curated record. Lineage: Eukaryota; Viridiplantae; Streptophyta; Magnoliopsida; Poales; Poaceae. Gene Ontology annotation, cellular component: CCR4-NOT core complex; CCR4-NOT complex; P-body. The coding region runs from base 1 to 513 and encodes 170 amino acids.